Molecule: messenger RNA, 447 nt
Organism: Castor canadensis (American beaver)
Lineage: Eukaryota; Metazoa; Chordata; Mammalia; Rodentia; Castoridae
Gene: Spmip10
Product: sperm microtubule inner protein 10
Biological process (GO): flagellated sperm motility
Source: RefSeq, a predicted model, not a curated record
AUGGCAUCUGGAAAAGAUGGUCCUGCCUUGCCUAAACUGGCUGACAAAUGCUCGGAUGAAAGUGAACAUAAACCUGCAAAUAAGUAUGAUGAUAUCCAUUUGCCACGGUUUUCGUUAAAGCAAGGGAUGAUCCCAACACGUUAUGUUAUGCCUUGGAAAGAAAACAUGAAAUUCAGGAGUGUGAAUCUGAAGCAAGCAGCAGCAUGUGGGAUCUACACUGGCCCAAUAGAAGACUCUCUGUUUUUAAAUCGCAGAGAAAGACUUUGCCAUGGGGAGGAUCGUAAAGUUGUCUUAAAGAAAGGCCCACCAGAAAUAAAAAUUGCAGAUUUCCCUUUGUAUUCACCUCUCUCUAAAUACCAAAGCACUGUGAUUUCCCAUGGCUUCCGGAGACGACUGAUCUGAUGAAAGGCUUGAAGAGAUAACCUGAGCUGAGGACCUAGCUCUGUG